CGCCGGCACCCCCCGCGCUAGAGCCGCCCCCAUGAUGGACAGCCGCAUCCUGGAGCAUCCCCAUCCCCAGUUCGGGGGGAUGGUGGGUUUCCCUUACCCUCUCGGCCACCAUCACGUCUACGAGCUGGCCGGGCACCAGCUGCAGUCGGCGGCCGCCUCCGUGCCCUUCUCCAUCGAUGGAUUAUUGAGCGGCUCCUGCGCCGCCUCCGUCGUCAACCCGGCGCCGCUCAUCCCCUCGGGCUGCGGGGUGAGCGGGGACACCCAGCCCUUCAAGCUCGCAGACUCGGGUGACCCGGACAAAGAAAGUCCUGGCUGUAAGAGAAGACGAACCCGCACCAAUUUUACUGGCUGGCAGCUCGAGGAGCUGGAAAAGGCGUUUAAUGAGAGUCAUUACCCGGACGUGUUUAUGCGAGAGGCUCUGGCUCUCAGGCUGGACUUGGUGGAGUCCAGAGUGCAGGUAAAAAAACGUGUGUCCCCCUCCCCUCCGCUUUCCCCCCGCCUCUCCCGCCCUCUCCCUGAAGAGGUGGACGGGACGGAGAGCGCAAAGAGGCAAGAAGAGCAGAGAUGCAAAGGGCAAAGGGUGGGGGCAGCUGCUGUCAGGCACCCCCCCCCCCCCCCCCCCCCCCCCGCCCCCCCCCCCCGCGGCGCGGAGCCCCCUCCCGCCGGUGCCCAGCCCGGUCCCGGCCCCACGGACUCGGCGACGGGCUCGGUGCCCCCCCCGGCGCCGGCCGGAGCUUCCCCCCGCUCCGCCACCGCGCAAGCCGAUCCGGCGGCGGCCGCCCCCGCGGAAGGCGGCAGCUUCCCCCGGCCCAAAUCUCCGGUGCGGGCGAGGGAGGCCAGCACGGCCAGGGACAGAUCGGACUGCGGCCCCCCCGACGGCGAGGAGGUGGACAUGGACUGA
This is a messenger RNA of Calidris pugnax (ruff), 901 nucleotides long. It is a transcript of the gene UNCX, whose product is annotated as UNC homeobox. The transcript has 3 exons. The record is from RefSeq and is a predicted model, not a curated record. Gene Ontology annotation, biological process: regulation of gene expression. The coding region runs from base 32 to 901 and encodes 289 amino acids. NCBI's taxonomy places the organism in Eukaryota, Metazoa, Chordata, Aves, Charadriiformes, Scolopacidae. Gene Ontology annotation, molecular function: sequence-specific double-stranded DNA binding.